AUGUUUUCUAAGAAAAAGAAGAAGCCUCUUAUUUCACCACCAAGUAAUUUUGAACACAGAGUGCACACUGGUUUUGAUAGAAGAGAAAACAAGUUUGUUGGUCUACCAUUGCAAUGGGCUUCACUAGUUGGAAAUAACCAGAUAUUAAAAUCUUCAAAUCGACCAUUACCUUUAGUUGAUCCUUCAGAAAUCACACCAACAGAGAUUUUAGACCUAAAAACUGUUGUAAGAGGUGAUCACCGGACAUCAUCAGUUGCAGCCAUUUCAAGACCAACUUCCACAAACCCAAUAACACAACCUGUACAGAAUGGUGUUAUAUUACCAAAAAUGUCUAAUGUUGCUCGGUCAAACUCUUUGAGGAGUUCAAGUCCACCAAGAAUAAGAAGAGACUUGAGAGGUCAGGCAAAUAUUCCACCAUCAGUACCUGAAGAGUCACCUUCUGUACAACAAGCACCACAGUACCCAAGUUUAAGGCGUGAACAGAGCAAUUAUACACUUAAUCAGCCAGUUCGAGAAUCACCUGAUGAAUGGUCUCAACAUGCUCAUGAAACAGCUAUAAGAUCGAUGAAUGACGUUAAUGAAAAUCCACAAUCAAAUAUUACAUAUCAAAACAUACAAAAUGCCAAUGUUCCAUACCAACACAGCCACCCACCUCCUCAGCCUACUUUGCAUCAACCACAAAUUGGAAUGAAUGGAAACAAUAUAAAUAUAGGUGAUGCAUAUGGCGUACGAAUACAACAUCCGGGUGCCCCAGCUCUCUCUGCCUCUAAACACGAGCUACGCUUGACACAUGAACAGUUCCGCGCUGCUCUCAGACUCGUAGUAAGCGAGGGUGAUCCUCGGGAGACGCUAACUGGCUUCAGCAAGAUUGGGAAGGGAAGUACGGGGGUGGUUUGCGUAGCCACAGACACGAGGACUCGGCGACGAGUAGCCGUCAAGAUGAUGAACCUACGCAAUCAGCAGAGGAGGGAAUUGCUGUUUAAUGAAGUGGUAAUAAUGCGAGACUAUCCACACCCAAACAUCGUAGAAAUGUACGCAUCGUACCUUGUCGGGAAUGAAUUGUGGGUCGUCAUGGAAUAUAUGGCGGGUGCUUCGCUCACACAAAUUGUGACGCGCGCGCGCAUGGACCCAGAACAAAUAGCCACAGUGUGCAAGCAGUGCUUAAAGGCGUUGGCGUUUUUACAUGGACAAGGUGUUAUUCACCGAGACAUCAAAUCUGACUCGAUUUUGAUGACUGCUGAUGGACGCGUCAAACUUUCUGACUUCGGAUUUUGUGCUCAGGUUUCACAGGAGCUACCAAAGCGUAAAUCCCUAGUAGGGACACCAUACUGGAUGUCCCCAGAAGUUGUAUCUCGAUUGCCUUAUGGCCCAGAGGUGGAUGUGUGGUCAUUGGGCAUUAUGGUCAUUGAAAUGAUUGAUGGGGAACCCCCAUUCUUUAAUGAACCACCGUUGCAGGCCAUGCGUCGAAUCCGGGACAUGCCUCCCCCCCAGGCCCCGUGGAGCGUCUCGCUGCCCUCCAGACCUGACUUCGUUCCUGGAGUGCGCCUUAUACCUUUGAUGCCACAAUGA
This is a messenger RNA of Pieris macdunnoughi, 1569 nucleotides long. The record is from the annotation of a GenBank genome assembly. NCBI's taxonomy places the organism in Eukaryota, Metazoa, Arthropoda, Insecta, Lepidoptera, Pieridae.